UACAAAACUUUGCUCAUCCUCAAUAGAACAUGAAGCUGGUGAAGUGAUUUGCUGUUUGCAAAGAACUAUGCAGUAGAUAAAUUCACAGAUCUGAAUCAAAUUCUGAGAAGAUUGCAGGAAGAUGCCAUCCAAUGUCUUGUACUCUUUGCUUCCAUGUUUGAAAAAGGAGGGAAAAUAUGCUAAUAGAUCAUUCUUGGAUAAUGGAAGCAAAUUAUUAGAGGAUCUCAUUGCUUCUUGUGAUGGCAAAUCCAAUCCAAUACGCCAUUUCUCUGCUGAUGAACUCAUCAGGGCAACCAAUAACUUCCAUCCGUCUUGCCUUAUACAAGAGUGUCGUCCACAUGCAUUUAGGGGUUCUCUGGGCAACCGAUUGGUUAUAAUUAAGACCAUGGAGGCAGCAGAUGAAGCUAGGGACGAAGCUAUUCGUAACAUCGUAAUUUCAGUGCAGAUGAGCACUCAUAAGAAUGUUUUGAAAUUGUUGGGCUGCUGCUUAGAGUUCCCAUUACCAGUUUUGGUGCAUGAAUAUGCAACACUAGGAGUUCUUAACAAGAAAGGAGGUUUGGGGGAUGAUGAAGCUCUGCCAUGGAAAACUAGAAUACGAAUCGCAAAGCAGGUUGCUAGUGCUAUUACUUAUCUCCAUACAGCCUUCCCUAGACCCAUCAUUCAUAGGGAUCUAAGGCCUGAUUGUAUUCUCUUGGAUGAGGACUUUGUUCCCAAAUUAUGUGACUUCUCAUACUCCAUAACGAUUCCUCCUAAGCAAUCACAUGUCAAAGAUAUCGUGAAAGGCACAGUAGGGUAUCUUGAUCCUGUGUAUGUCAAGUCUGCAUACAUUUCAGAAAAAACUGAUGUUUAUAGCUUUGGUGUUAUUUUACUUGUUUUCUUGACGGGGCGAAAACCCUUCAAAGAAAAUCAGAGAGGAUACUUUGAAUAUGAGGACUUCAUUCCAUAUUUGAAGUUACAAUUAGCAUGUGAGGGCCAAAUUCAGACAAUUGUGGAUCCUAAAAUCCUUGAGGAGUUGGGGGAAGGUCAUGAGCGAGCACAACAGCAGUUGCAUGAUUUCUUAUCACUGGCAUUGUCAUGUACCCAACUAGAAAGUGAAGCAAGGCCAGAUAUGAUCGAUGUGGCAAAAGAACUCGUACGAAUUGAGAAAUCUAUCUUGCCAUCCUAGCUAGCUUUAUCCAUUACAUUUAUCGGUCCAAUGGUUGUGCACUAAAAGGUUUGUGUUUGAGGCACGUUUGGCUCCUGAAAGUAUUACAACUUAUGAGUAAGGAGGUGCGUUUUAAGGUGGUGGUGGUGAAGCAGUUGAUUAAUUAUGAGGGGUGUUUUUUUAAGGUAUGGUAGGUGUUUGUGAUAAUGCCUCAAUGAACCAAUCUCCUUGUAUUGUGAAUUCUGUUUUAUGAAAAAUAAUAGAAUAGAAUCACAUAUUCACAUGUCCA
Molecule: messenger RNA, 1433 nt
Organism: Rosa rugosa (rugosa rose)
Lineage: Eukaryota; Viridiplantae; Streptophyta; Magnoliopsida; Rosales; Rosaceae
Product: serine/threonine-protein kinase ZRK1-like
Exons: 2
Coding region: 122-1165 (347 amino acids)
Biological process (GO): protein phosphorylation; cell surface receptor signaling pathway
Cellular component (GO): plasma membrane
Molecular function (GO): ATP binding; protein serine/threonine kinase activity
Source: RefSeq, a predicted model, not a curated record